Messenger RNA from Clarias gariepinus (North African catfish), 3238 nucleotides. RefSeq names its product fatty acid 2-hydroxylase (gene fa2h). Gene Ontology annotation, cellular component: membrane; endoplasmic reticulum. Gene Ontology annotation, molecular function: iron ion binding; fatty acid 2-hydroxylase activity; heme binding. The transcript is spliced from 7 exons. Bases 150 to 1262 code for a protein of 370 amino acids. Gene Ontology annotation, biological process: lipid biosynthetic process; fatty acid metabolic process. The record is from RefSeq and is a predicted model, not a curated record. Lineage: Eukaryota; Metazoa; Chordata; Actinopteri; Siluriformes; Clariidae.
GUGCUGGACUCACAGCGGGGGGAGUCAGGAGAACGUGCUGUCUCAAAGAAAAAUACCUGGAUAUAUUUAUAUAUAUAAAUAAAGAGAGAUAGGGAGAGUUAUAUAUAUAUAUAUUUUAAAUAUACAUUAUAUAAAUAUAAAUAUUUAAAAUGUCUUGCUCAGUAUCCACUCGGUACUUCUCAGAGAAAGAAGUCGCGAGUCACUGCACGAAGGAGUCCUGCUGGGUGCUGCGGGGGACGCGGGUGUACGAUGUGACCGGCUUCCUGCGGAUGCACCCGGGCGGAGAGGCGCUCAUCCUGGGCCGCUCGGGGAGCGACGUCAGCCGGCAGCUGGACGGACCUCCGCACCGGCACUCGGAGAACGCGCGGCGCUGGAUGGAGCAGUACUACAUCGGAGAAAUGAGCAGGGACAGCGCACAGGCUCACACACAGACACUAAGACAAAGGGGAAACAAGGCAGAAGCUCCAAACGCUGCAGAAGAAGAAUCAGCCAUCUACAAAUGCAACAAAGUCGACGAUGAAACAGAUCUGGUGGACUGGAGGAAGCCCCUCGCUUGGCAGGUGGGGUAUUUGGGAGAGAAAUAUGACGAAUGGGUCCACCAGCCUGUCGAUCGGCCCAUUCGUCUCUUUGAGUCUGACUUCUUCGAAGCCAACACCAAGACCUCAUGGUACAUGGUUCCAGCUGUGUGGAUGCCUCUGGUUAUCUACCUGACCUGGUAUUGCUACAGCUUGUUGGCGCAAGGCAGCACUAAACUGUUCAUUACACCAGAGUACUCGGUUGUGAUCCACAAGCACUGGUUCCCUUUCCUCUUCCUUUUUGGGAUGUUCAUGUGGUCCUUUCUUGAGUACUGUAUCCAUCGCUUCGUGUUCCACAUGCGCCCUCCAGCCCACAACUAUUACCUCAUCACACUUCACUUCCUCCUCCAUGGUCAACACCAUAAGUCACCAUUUGACGGCUCUCGUCUGGUGUUCCCACCUGGCAUAGCAUCCAUUGUUAUAGGGGCAUUUUACGUGCUUCUACGCCAGCUUCUGCCCGAGGGUUUAGGCACAUCUCUGUUUGUUGGUGGCUUAUGCGGUUACGUAGUCUACGACAUGAUUCACUACUACUUGCACUACGGCUCGCCACGCAAGGGCUCCUACCUGUAUGGCCUUAAGGCUUACCAUGUCAAACACCACUUUGAACACCAAAGAGCAGGUUUCGGUAUUACCACCACCUUCUGGGAUUAUCCCUUUAAAACACUCAUUCCAAAGCAGACAUUUUAAACUCGCCCUCUGUCGUCAUGCAAGGCCGCCCCAUCUUCUUGAACCCCCACCAUCAGUUGCUUUUCUUAGAACUCACACUCUGCUGCUUUAUCCACAAAAAUGUUCCAAGCUGCUCGCCAUCAUCAUGGUAGUCAUCAUCAUCAUCAUCAUCAUCAUCAUCCUCCGUCUGCCAGUUAAGAAGAGGGCACAGCCCGGACUCUGAGUAAAUUUUGGGAAUAUAUGCAUGUUUGGGGAUUCCUUUUAAUAUGUAAAAGAGAUCUAAUUUUAAUCGUUUUGGAUUAAAACUUUUUUUUUUUUUUUCUUUUCACUGAGGUGAUCAUGACCAGUUUUAUGAAUAUAUAGGUAGACAGAUUAAGUUAAGUGCAAGAAGGUGUGUGAAUGUGAGGAGAGAGUGAGUGGGUGAAUGGUUUUUUAGCUGUAGAGUGGAUUCGAAUGGAAGAGAAGGUGGCGCUCGAAGUUAAUGCUAUAGAGGAAAUACUCAGAAUACUCAGUUUAAAAUCCCUUCAUGCUAAUGCAAGCCUUGUCAGUGUUGCCGCUGUUAUAUAGGGUUUUUCCGCGUUAUUCUUUCUGUUUGCAUUUUCCCUUCCAAUUUCCUCUUCAUUAUUAUUUAAGCAUCUGUGAAUUAUACGUCAAAAACAUAAGCUUUUUAAAUUCUGUGUCUUGUCCAUUUCUUCCUUUCUAACUCUGGGGAUUCAUUUUGUGGAAGCCGGUCUGCUAGUGGACAGUGUCCUUCAUUUCUUUACUCUCACUGUUUUUUGUUUUAAUAAGAUAUGCCAAUGAUCCAUCAACAGAACAAUAUCCAGGACACAAGGAAGGCCUUGUGUAACCCGUUAUUAAAAACUCAUUCAGAGACAUUAAUCUGUGAUGCUUCCAUAGAGAUACAAGAAGCAAACAAUUGCCCUUUGCCUUCCUGAUCAGGAAACGCGAGUGUGCUGUCAUGGUUGCCGAAUUUGAACCCUCGGGGGGGCGUGAAGCCUUGUGUUCAGGGAUCUCCUUCAGUGUGGGGGUUGCCUGGCACAGAGAUUAGAGGACCGGGUAGACCGGAGCAAGGCAACCCCUUUUCUGGGUUGAAGAUCGUUAGUGUUUGACCAGCCUGUGAACCAGGAGGCCCUGUCCCACCAUGUCAGGCUGAUCUCUCGUUGGUUCAUACUUGUAUCGAUCACCCACUUUGUCCAGCAUUGUCGCUCUCACUCUGUCUCGCAUCCUGUCCCGAUUAGCGAAUGUGUUUUGGGUCUUUUUGCGUUUCGUAGUGUGUAUUAGCCUCUUGUUGGGUUUUUGUCCUUGAGUGGGUGAAGUCACUAUAUGCCUGUCUGAAUUCUUUCUGUUCAAGUCAAAAGGAGACUGUGGCCUGACUUGUGUACUUUAUCUACUGCAGAACUAGCAUCUAGCAGCAGUGGUAACCUGAUUGAAUGUUUUUUUUUAAGGCUACAGUCUUGUCAGUUGACGGCCAAAGACAACAGAGGAAAUGUUGAAUCCGUGUAUUAAAAUGUCUCCAAUGUGCUAUAAAGGGCAUUCCCUACCUCCUUCCUAAUUCCCCACCUCCUUCCCUAUGUCCAUAUUCCUGAAAUUAUGUAAUUAGGCAGUGGGAUGUAAAGAGGUGGGCAAAUGUUAAGCUCAUGUUCGGAAUGUUUUAUUGGGCUAUACGGCUCUAAUAUGAUUUUUAUUUUAUUUUUUUCUUCUGGAAGCAUAAAUGUUGAUUAUAAAGUAGUCAUGCCAUGGCACCUACCUGUCUCUGAUGAAAUAGGUCACUCUGAAGGCGUCCCAUAACUGGUGGGUGUCACUGGUUUGAUUAAAGUAAUAACAGUAGAUAUAUUUACAUGUGUUUACCAGUAAACAAAGUUUGAAGGUUUAAUUCAGAGAAACAAAUCUUUAAAUUAAAUGCUUAAAAGACUAAAAAAAAUGUCUAAUACAAAUGAAAAUCUGUUUACUACUACAUAUUUUUAUGUUGCAAAUUUCUAUGCAAAUGUACUUGUAAA